AUGGACACCCUUGACCAAUCCUCUUUCUCCGCCAGCAUGGAUGAGAUCAACCAGAUCGAGAUCUGUCGGCUCCAGGCUGAGGCCUGUCAUCUGUCUACCGAGAACCACGACUUGGCGCAGCUUAAAGAGGUCGAUCAGGAGCAAAUCAUCAAGCUUCAGAACGAGAACGACAGGCUCAAACACAGCAACGCCACCAAGGACUCCUUCAUUAUGGCCCUUAUCCAAGAGAAACAGGACCUGGAAGAGCAGAACGCCCAGCUUCGGUCUGAGCGUUACCUUGGGGAUCAAAGACACACCGUCAACAACUCGAAUUUCCCCCACAAUUCGAUCAUGGCACAAGCUUCUACGCCCACGGAACCCUUGUCACCUUCAGAGACGCUUGUCAACGAGAAUGAUGAGGACCUCGACGCCAUGGACAUUGAUGAGCCUGCUAAGGGCGGCGAUCUCUCUGCUUCUGAUAGCGGAUUCGAGGGCUAUGGAUCGGAAGGUGCUUGGGAUAUGGUUUAG
Molecule: messenger RNA, 507 nt
Organism: Colletotrichum chrysophilum
Lineage: Eukaryota; Fungi; Ascomycota; Sordariomycetes; Glomerellales; Glomerellaceae
Exons: 1
Coding region: 1-507 (168 amino acids)
Source: RefSeq, a predicted model, not a curated record